CAAUUAUUGCUGACACAUCUGAUGACUAUCCCGCCAAAACCCAUCAGGCGAUCACUUCGAUCAUCAUCACUCUCACCCCGAGGACCGAAGCAAUAUCUGAAAACCCUAAACAGUCACCACCCAGAGAAGAAGACAAUCCAAAAGCAAAUGGAUUUGGGUGGGGGUAAUAAUAGUGGUGGUGCUAAGCAAGAGCAAGAGCAAGAGCAAGAGCAAGAGCACCUCUUUUUAAGAAAAGGGUCAAAGGUCGAAGUGAGCAGCGACGAAGAAGGGUUCAGAGAUGCCUGGUAUGUCGCCACUAUCCUCAAUGUACCCACCAACUCCAACUCCAACUCCAACUCCAACUCCAACUCCAGGAAAAGGAAGAGGAGGAAUAGUAAGACGACAUCGACGACGACCAACAAUAACAACAACGACAAGAAGUACCUGGUUGAGUAUGAUACCUUGUUGGCAGACGACGAUGCCACGAAGCCCUUGAGGGAAUUCGUUGAUGUCUCCUUCAUGAGGCCUGUCGACGACCACCCCCCUCCACAUCCCCCUUCUUUCCAGUUGUACGACAUUGUCGAUGCCUCCUACAGAGAUGGCUGGUGGACUGGGAUUAUUACCCGAAUCAACCAUUCCCAUUCCGACUCCAAGUUUCUUGUCUUCUUUCAGAACCCUCCCGAUGAGAUCGAGUUCGCUCCUUCUCAGUUACGGCUCCAUCGUGAUUGGGUCGAUCGCAAAUGGGUUAUCCCUCAAAAGCAGCGAAUGAUGGGGCCAAUGUUUAGCGUGGGAACAGCCGUAGAAGUGUCUUUUGAUAAAGAAAAUUUUCGUGAUGUUUGGUUCCUUGCAAGUUUCCUUAGUCAAAUUGGGAACAAUGCUUUCUUGGUGGAGUACAAUAGCUCAGGUAUCAGUGAUGGGGCUGGGCUUUCUAAAGUAACUGUGGAUGCCCGCCACAUCCGACCCUCCCCUCCCCAUGUAGAGUAUAAAGAUUUUGUUUUGUUUGACAAGGUGGAUGCAUUCUGUGGUUUUGGAUGGUGGAGGGGAAAUAUUACCAGUUUUCUUAAAGAUAGGAGGUACGUUGUCCUUCUUAAUCAUACAAACGAGGAGAAGGAACUCAAUCACUCAGAGAUAAGGCCCCACAUGGAUUGGAUUGAUGGCAAAUGGGUUAUAGCUUCACAGGGAAUUGUUGAACAAAAAGGUGAGGUGAACCAUCAAAGAAGAAAGAGGGGAAGACCAAAAUUACUGGUUGAAAAACCUAUAGGUUUGGUAGAAGGUGAGGAGAAAAAUGGAGUUGAAACUACAUGCUAUCAAAUUGUUGCAAAAGAUUGUGAAACAAAUGAGACUGUGCAAUCGACAGAGUCAGGGAUCCAUUUUCGAGGGAUGAUGCCCAUCAAAGAUGAUUUUCCUUUACGGUUUUUAAUUAAGAAAAAUCUGAAGCUCAUUGCAGAUGAUAAGAAACUUCUGAGUGGUCCACGAAGGCACAAUCAUAUAUCAAGCAACAUAAUGAAUUUGCCCCUGGCAAAGAUUGAUAACCAGCCAAAUGAAACAAUUGCACAAAAGCCAGAUUGUAUAUCCAAAGAUGUUGUAGUUGUUGAUGAAAUUCCUAGCCACAUAUUUGAUGAUCAACCUCUAAUGAUGUGGUUUGAAGGAAUGGACUCACCAUCAACUGUGAAUGACUCAAGCGUUGAGGCAAGUGGUAGACAAGAUGCAAAAGCAAUGCAAUCUCCUGCAAUUGCUUCCACUUGCAUUAAUGUGUCAGGAAAGAAUAGAGACUGGCCUUUUGUAAAGCGCUCUUCAAUCUGGGAAAACCUUGAAUGUAUGGAAAUAUUUAAAAAAAUGCCACAGCAACCACACUUUCAGCCUUUGGGUAAGUCCAAGGAGGAUAUUCGUGAAGGUUUAGCUAUUGCUAAUAUGGUGACCUUUGCGAAUGUAGUGCUGUGGACAUCAAAGUUGCAAUUUAGUGAUCCUAGAAGCGUAAUUGAUAGCCAUUUGGAAACUCUUUCUGACUUGGAAGCUCAUGGGUUUAAUGUUGACCCAAUAAGAGGCCGUCUAAAUGAGUUGCUAUCGAAGAAAGUUAGGCAAAGUAAGCUACUGGAGGAAUCCAAAGGAGUUGAGAUGAAGAUAAAUGAGCAGGGUCUUGAGAAAAACAAAAUUGAUGAAGAGAUUCAUGAGAUUGAUAAAAAGAUGGAGGAGUUGCAAGAAAAGCUUGCUUUAGCUACAUCAAUGACGAAGAUGAAGGAUAAUGAGAUUGGUGCUUUGCGAUCAAAAAAGGAGGUUAUUGAUCGAGAUAUUCUGAAAGCACAGCUUGAUUUCGAAGGACUAGCUGCAGCCCCUCUGUAAGUAGCAUGUUUGUUGUACUUUUGUUCUCUUUUGGUUGCACUGCUUUUGGAUUCAAUAGAUGAGACUGACCAAUGUAGAUAAGUCCUCGCUUAUGUUGAUGUAAUUACGUUUUUGAACACUGUUAAGUAGAGUCAAUGGCCUGUUCCAAUGGUCAGGGCAACCUUUGUAGGCCGUGGCUCGUUGGGUCUAGGGUUCAAUCCGUGCCACGAACCACUAUACUAUAGUGGCUUAUUAACAGCUCUGCUUGUAUAUGCACUACAUCUAAUGGUAAAUUAUGAUACUGUGUUGAAAAUUAUCA
Molecule: messenger RNA, 2617 nt
Organism: Camellia sinensis
Lineage: Eukaryota; Viridiplantae; Streptophyta; Magnoliopsida; Ericales; Theaceae
Product: DUF724 domain-containing protein 6
Source: RefSeq, a predicted model, not a curated record